Messenger RNA from Babesia bovis T2Bo, 1674 nucleotides. RefSeq names its product putative integral membrane protein. NCBI's taxonomy places the organism in Eukaryota, Apicomplexa, Aconoidasida, Piroplasmida, Babesiidae. The record is from RefSeq and is a predicted model, not a curated record. Gene Ontology annotation, cellular component: cytoskeleton. The transcript has a single exon. Bases 41 to 1669 code for a protein of 542 amino acids.
UGGGAUAUAGAUUGAUUUGUUACAUUAUAACUACACUGCUAUGGAAAGUGACACUGUGGCAUCAUCUUUAGUUCAGGAUGACACUGAACCCGUUAUCUCUGACCACAGUGGUGGAGAUAGCCCCGUAACAGUUGAGAACGACAUGGCAGCAUCUUGUGAUACUGUGGACGAGAGCCUUUCGCUGACUCCAGAUGUAGAGUACCAAGAGAAUCAUGAUAUCGGUGUACCCUCUGGAACCAGCUCAUUGCCUGAUGACGAUUCUAACAUUGUGACGGCCCAUGUGGACCCGUUAGGUGUUACCUCCAGUGAUGUGGGUGAAUCAAGUCAAUCUGUAGGUGACAUGGAACCCGUUGAUGUAUCUGUUGACCUUAGAGCGAGGUUGGAGACGUUAGAGCAGGCCCUAUCGUCCAAGGAGCAGCAAUGCGUUAUGUUGGAGCAGCAAUUAAUACAGGCUAACCGUCAGGUUGAGACUUGUUAUUACCAGAUGGAGGAGCACGCUGAUACGUUGCGUCAUCACGUUGCUGAGUUAGAUCGCAAGGACCAGGAGCUCAUGUCUGCCCGUCGUGACCUUGAGCGUCUUGAUUUGCUAGAGUCUGAGAAGCGCCAUUUGAGUGAGAUGGUGGCAAAGUUAACCCAUGAGGUUGAUGUGCGGACAGAGGACGCGACUGUUGCAAGGAACACUUUAUCACAGAUAGAGAAGAAGCUUGUUGAUCUGACUAAUGACAACAUGUUACUUAAGGACCAUGUGCAAACUUUGGCAUCUGAGCAUUCUCGCAGUCGAGAUCUCGUUCGUACAAUGGAGGAGGCAUCUUCUCGGGGUGAAAUUCAAUAUCGUGUUUUGGAGACCGAGUUGGCCAACGUCAAAGACCGUCUAGAGACCAAAGAGGCUGAGAUGUCCAAUUUGAUGACCGAGCUGGCGAAUCUGCAGGAUGAGUACCUUCGGUCCAAGGAGCAGCUGCACGCAUCUGAGAGUGAGUGCCAAGCUCAUAAGGAGAAGGCUUCGGAGAUAUACAGUUUAUACCAGCAGCUUCAGGAGGAGAAUAUGGGCUUGGUAUCUGAAUUGAAGGACCUCGGUGCGAAGCCAGUGGAGCCCAUUGACAACAGUGACAUAAUUCAGCAGUGUCAAGAGCUUAGCACCCAGUUGGAGGCUGCCACUCAGCAGUGCAGGGAGCGUGACUCCGCUUUGUCCGAGCGUGCUUCUAAGAUCCAGAUGUUGGAACAUCGCAUCAAAUCUUUGGAAACAGAGCUGCGUCAGAAAUCGGGAACUCAGGAGCAAUCCAAUGAAGGUUCUCAGGACGCCAUGCGUAGACUUCAGGAUGAAAUACGCAUAAUUAAGAUAAACAAUGCGGGUCUGGUUAGUGAGAUAUCUUCUCUUAAGGCCCAGAUAAAUGAUAAGAACGCGCGCAUAGACCAGUUAAAUUGUGAAAUUAUGACACAGAAGCGUAAGGACGCUCCAUUGGCUGAGAACGGUUUUGACGUUGACUUGGAGGCGUAUAUGGGUAACCGUAUGAGUGGCAUGUCAUUUUCUGAGUCUAGCAAGAGUAUGCGUAUGCUAUCGGUUAUACAGGAGGCUGCAAAGCGUGUUUUGAACGAGCCAUUUUACCGCAAGUGUUUUAUGAUCUACGUGGUAAUACUGCAUAUACUGAUGAUAGCUCUUUUGAUGACCUAGACAUC